Mugil cephalus (flathead mullet) is the source of this 2235-nucleotide messenger RNA. Its product is annotated as CD48 antigen-like. The transcript has 6 exons. The record is from RefSeq and is a predicted model, not a curated record. NCBI's taxonomy places the organism in Eukaryota, Metazoa, Chordata, Actinopteri, Mugiliformes, Mugilidae. Bases 51 to 971 code for a protein of 306 amino acids.
UUUGCUCUGAGGGAGCAGCUCGUGUACAUCCUUAAACUGGAUGUUUUGAAAUGGAACUUAAAUCUUUCUUAUUGGCUGUUUUUGUGAUAUAUUCAAGUCAAAUUCAAGGGUCCAGUGCUGUGACUGAUGUGUUUGUGAAGAGAGGAGAUGAUGUACUUCUGGAAGUCAUGGAUGAUGUUCCAAAGGAAUUUCUGGUUCUUGUUUGGAAAUUUAAUACAAGCAAUGUUUUAGUAGGAUAUUCACCUGGUGGAGAACCAAGAGUCUCUACAAAUUACACUGGAAGGGUUGAGUUCUCUGUGGGAAAUUACUCAGUGAAAUUAAAGAAUCUACAAGAUGACGACAGUGGAGUUUAUACAGCACGAGUGACAGGAGAUAAAGAACAAACAAUAGCUGAAUACAUGGUCACAGUUCAAGGUCCAGUGUCUCCAGUUGAUCUGAAUCCAGACUCUGUGUCCAUCAGCUCAGACUCCUGUAACCUCACUGUGACCUGCAGCACAGAGGACUCACACAUCAGCAGCACUUUCACAUGUGACAAUCAAACCUGCUCUCAGGAGGGAGGAGACCAAUCAAAGGUCACCAACUCUGGUGCUUCCCUCCGUGUCCACCUGUUGAAUGAUACAAUCAUCUGUAACCAUAGCAACCAAGUCAGCUGGAUGGAAAACAAGACACAGAUUCAGGAUCUCUGUCCCCUACAUGCUGGGUCUAAUAUCACCAUUGUGAUAGCUGUGAUAGCUGUGAUAGCUGGUGUCAUUAUUAUGCUUCUUAGAUGUUAUUUCCUUCGUAAGAGAGGAAAAUGUGACAGAAAGACCAUAAAAAAUCCAUUGUAUGGACGUUCUGUGCGUUCAGCAGAUGGUGAUUCAGCUAAUAAUCCAACCUCCACCUACUGCUUGGUAGGGCAAAAUACUGCACCCAGAGGAUCCACUGAGACUAAAACCAACAAUCAGCCAGAGAGUCUCUAUGCAAUGAUAUGAAAGGCUGCCAAGUCCUGAGAGAAACAGGAGAAACAGAAACAGGACAGGACAUACUGUAAAUAUUGUAUAUCAUUGUUAACACAACCCUGUUAACUGGUCCUGACAUGAUCUGGGCUUCACAGUGUUGUACAAACAGUAGAAAUUAAAGUUAGACUGAUGCAUAAAACCAAAGUUAAGUGUAACAAACAGGAUCAUCACUGCAGUGAGGACCUUUUAACAUACUUUCCAAAAUGCAAAAACAAUAUGUUGUGUUGACAACAAUGGACAAAAUGAUUGUUCCACUUUGUGCACAAAAGAGUUUACAGCACAUGGAUGUGGGUUUGAAUGAACAUAUCACAUUUGAUAUUUUAUGUAUUUUGCUUUUUAUAUUAUCUAAGAUACUUGAAGUGAAGCUCAAAGUUGAGGUUACUGCUACUUAUAUUUAUAUAUAAAUUAUAUUUAAACUAAAAAUUAUGUUGUGAUUUGUAGGCAGAUUUUAAUGUGCAGUUGUAUUAAAAUCUAUUAAAUGAAUAGUUCCACUUAGAAUUCAAGCACGAACCUCAUAAACUUCAGAUAUCUGUUAGAAUGAAAUAAUGUGUUGUGUUAAAAAUGAUGAUCCUGAAUUGUACAGAAAUGAUUUUAUAGUAAAUGAAUGUGGGCUUGAGGCCAAUGCACUGUAAAAUAGCAGUAUGCUGCAGUAUUUACAUUUCAUGUUUUACAUAUUUUCAUUGUAUUUAAGAUAUUUAGUGUUUGUGUGUGUCAGUUUAUUUCACAGCUAAUUCUACUGCUACAAAAGAACAUAUAGGACACGGAACAGAUCAGUCAGUAGCCUGCAGUUUUGCACAAAUUUUAUGUCGAAGGAUGAAUUGAUUUAUGCUGUGUUUGGAUUCCAGAGGAAGGAUUUCAUUAGUUAGAGAUUGUAUCAUGUACUUCCAUGGAAAUCUAUAUAGAUAGAUAGAUAGAUAGAUAGAUAGAUAGAUAGAUAGAUAGAUAGAUAGAUAGAUAGAUCUCACAUUUCAUAUAUUUCAUCUUUUCAUAUUAUUUAAUAGUAUUUAAGAUAAUAAUGAUUAUUUGUUCAGCGUUCAAUUGCUUUGGUCUUCCAGGUACACAAACAACAAUAGUUACAGUAACCACCAUAAAACCGUUUAUUUAAUAUUACUUUUUGUGACUGAUGGGAAUGGGAGAGACAGUGAUAGGUUGUUGAUGCCUGUUUUGUUUUUUCAGAGUUUUUCUGUGUUCAGAGUGAAGCAUAUGGGAAAAAAUAAAAACAAAUACACUGAAUGAA